UCGUCCUAUUAUGGAAAACCUCACCACUGGAAACAUGACUAUGGAGAAUGACACGUCGGUGCAGGGCAAUCAGAGCCUGGAUGUUUGGACUGACUACACAGUUGAAUACAAGGUGGUCAGCGUGUUUUUGGUGUCCCUUAUAUGCGGUGUGGGGAUCGUAGGGAACGUGAUGGUCAUACUGGUGGUCCUCACCACCAAACACAUGCGGACUCCAACUAACUGUUACCUGGUAAGUCUGGCCGCGGCUGACCUGAUGGUCCUCACAGCCGCCGGGCUGCCCAACAUCACCGACGCCCUGUGCGGACAGUGGGUGUUCGGUUACGUGGGAUGCUUGGGGAUCACUUAUUUCCAGUACUUGGGAAUAAACGCGUCCUCCUGCUCCAUCAGCGCCUUCACCGUGGAGCGCUACAUCGCCAUCUGCCACCCCAUCAAAGCGCAAUUCCUGUGCACUUUAUCCAGGGCAAAGAAAAUCAUCAUGCUGGUCUGGGCGCUCACUUCUGUCUACUGCGUCAUGUGGCUCUUUCUGUCAGACACUAAAAAGUUGGUGUAUGACAACGUGGUGCUGCUCACCUGCGCCUACAAAGUGUCAAGAAGUCACUACCUGCCCAUUUACUUCACAGAUUUCGCGGUGUUUUACGUGCUGCCUCUCAUGUUGGCCAUGGUUCUGUACGGACUGAUCGCCAGGAUACUUAUCCUAAACCCGCUGCCUUCAGAUCCGAAGGAGAACACCAAGAAGUGGAAAAAGGAGACAGGGAGUCAGGGAAGGAGGAUGAUCAGCACCAACUCAUCCAGCAGCACCACAGCUGCCUCCCGCAGACAGGUGACAAAGAUGCUGGCUGUGGUGGUGAUCCUUUUCGCCCUACUUUGGAUGCCCUACCGGACCUUAGUGGUGGUCAACUCCUUCCUGGACAAGGCCUACCUAGAUACCUGGUUCCUUCUCUUCUGCCGUCUCUGUAUCUACCUUAAUAGCGCCAUCAAUCCGGUCAUCUACAACGCCAUGUCUCAGAAGUUCCGCGCUGCUUUCAAGAAGUUGUGUCACUGCGGCCCUCAGCGUAUGGAGAAACCAGCUUCUUACAGCGUGGCUCUCACCUACAGUGUCAUCAAGGAUACGUCCAAUGGGGAAAGUCCCGACCACUUCACUACAGAAAUGGACGAGGAGCUAAACACAGCGACAGAUCAGUACUUGCCCACUAGGAUCCUGCCAAGUGCAAAGAAGAUGCCGUUUGAAGAGCCCUCCCUGUCUGGGAGUGAUGUCAAAGCCUGACUAAAAACCUACCUGAAAAGGAUUCUGACAGCUGCAGUGUAAAAAAUGGGAUCGUUGACAUUACUCAGACACUUCCAAUUGAAUUUCUCGGAGGUGUUUUCUCUUGGAAAUGUUUCUUUUACUUCGCAAAACCAUUUAUCAAAAGCUAAAUAGGAUGCUGGGAGAUAGGCUGACCUAUAGACCUUUUAGCAUUUUGUAUAAAAUAAAAGAAGUGAGCAUUCAAGAAUCUUGGCAAAUACACUUUAUUGAUACAUAAAUACAGAAUUAUUGAAUCCUGCCUCUGCUCUAAUUUCUGAAAACAGGAAACAGAUAUUAGAUAUUAAUCCAGGAUGUGACAUACCUAAUCUUCCUGAUAUAAUGCAGAGACACCUUUAAAUAAACAUUAAUCCAAACUGUUACAGGAAAAAGAUUCACAAUAGCUGUGUAUGUCAUCAAGUUGAUCCUAUAGGUCAGGGGUAGUCAAUUAUGAUUUAAGGAGGUCCAGACAGAGAAAUGUACAGG
Molecule: messenger RNA, 1765 nt
Organism: Larimichthys crocea (large yellow croaker)
Lineage: Eukaryota; Metazoa; Chordata; Actinopteri; Sciaenidae
Gene: trhra
Product: thyrotropin-releasing hormone receptor a
Exons: 2
Coding region: 11-1264 (417 amino acids)
Biological process (GO): phospholipase C-activating G protein-coupled receptor signaling pathway
Cellular component (GO): membrane
Molecular function (GO): thyrotropin-releasing hormone receptor activity
Source: RefSeq, a predicted model, not a curated record